Molecule: messenger RNA, 781 nt
Organism: Varanus komodoensis (Komodo dragon)
Lineage: Eukaryota; Metazoa; Chordata; Lepidosauria; Squamata; Varanidae
Gene: NDUFB10
Product: NADH:ubiquinone oxidoreductase subunit B10
Exons: 4
Coding region: 81-614 (177 amino acids)
Source: RefSeq, a predicted model, not a curated record
GUCCCGACCCGGUGCUCUGGUUGCGGGCUGCCAUUUUGUCCUGCUGCGCGCUCGCACGGGCUGCUGCUACCCGCGCGGAGAUGCCUGAAAAGCCAGACCGCGACGUGUACCGCGAGCCGCCGCAGCGCACGCCGGCGCCGAACCCCCAGACGAGCAUCCCCAACCCGCUCGACCUUCUCGAUAAGAUCUUUUACUACACGGUGGACAAGCCGGUCACGGCCUGGAGGGAAUGGAUCGAACGGCAGCAUGAAAAGAACAGAAUUUAUUAUUAUCACCAGAAUUUCCGCCGUGUGCCAGACCUUACAGAAUGCAUGGAGGAUGAUAUCUUGUGCAUCUAUGAGGCAGAGAUGCAGUGGGAAAGAGAUUACAAAGUCGAUCAACAAAUUGUGAAAAUAAUCCAGGACAGAUUAGAGGCUUGCAAGCAACGGGAAGGGCCUAGCUUCCUGCAGAACUGUGCCGCGGAGCUGCAGCAGUUCAAAGACGUGAGCCAGGCGUACGAGAGCAGAUAUAGCGAACUGGGUGCCUACAGAUCAGCACGCAAGUGUCUCAUGAAGCAGAAGCACCGGAUGAUUGCAGAACACAAGGCCCAGGCAGCAGCCAAAAGCCAGGACUGAGCAGAACUUGCUCAUCACAACUUAGGACUGGAUUUCAAACAGCUGAUGCAUGCUUACUGUUUGAUAGCACACCCAGUGGCAACACCUAUGCUUUUCUCUCAAAAUUGUAAAAUAACAUGGCAAACUUCAGCACCAAUGUUGAAAAAUAAACUUAAGACUUAAAUGUC